UGAAUGUAGAAGUUUCUUGAUCCACUAACGUAAGUUACCAACCCUCCCCCACAUGGGAAGGAAGUUUCGCGAGAAAAAAAGAGGUAACGUAGAAGAGCUUCUUCUUUCUUUCAAUUCCUUUUCUACCUCUCUCUUUCUCCGCUCAUUCUCAUUCCCAUUCCCUUCUCUUAUAUUUCCACAUUCUACGUGAACCUUCUAGAACCAUCACCACAAAAACCCGUCCUUCGCCAUUUUCAUUCCAUGGCUCCGCCGCUGGAACACAACAGCGACUCCACCAGCGCCGAGUCUCAGAGAUCCAUUCCCACGCCGUUUCUCACCAAAACCUACCAGCUCGUCGACGAUCACACCAUCGAUGAUGUCAUUUCCUGGAACGAUUCUGGAUCAUCCUUCAUCGUUUGGAACACCACCGUUUUUGCCAGGGAUUUGCUUCCUAAAUAUUUCAAGCACAACAACUUCUCCAGCUUCGUUCGCCAGCUCAACACCUAUAAAAGUUGUACCUGAUCGGUGGGAAUUCUCCAACGAGUGUUUCCGAAGAGGCCAGAAGCAACUUCUCUGCGAAAUUCAGCGGCGGAAGAUCCUCUCCUCGUCGCCGCCAGCUGGAGCAACUGCUAGCGUGGCGUUUCCGUCGCCACUGCCGCUUUCCGCAAUUCCGAUAUCGAAGCCGAUCGUGUCGCCGUCAAACUCAACGGAGGAGCAGGUGAUCUCGUCGAACUCUUCGCCGUCGAGAGUUCCGGCAGAGCUGUUGGACGAGAACGAGCGGCUGAGAAAGGAGAACAUUCUUUUGAUGAAGGAAUUGGAAGAGAUGAGAUCGCUCUGCAACAACAUACUCAAUCUCAUGUCGAAUUACGCAACCUCUAGAGCGGACGGUGGUGCCGAGGCGGUAAAGACGCUUGGUUUGAUGCCGUUGAAGCGGUGCUCUGCUGAGGACGCGGCGGAGGAGAUGAAUCCGAAGCUGUUUGGGGUGGCGAUUGGUACGAAGCGAGCAAGAGAGGAAGGACGUGGAGCGGAGUAUGAUACGGUUUUGAGUCUUCAUCCGUUCCACGCUGACGUGAAAUCUGAACCGUUAGAUUUCGAAAGACAUAGAGAAAACAGAAGUACUUCGUGGCUAAAUCACUGUCGUACAGCAAACGAGAGAAUGUGUAAUUGACACACGAUGUUGUAAGCUAGGUAACAUUUUAGGUUAAGUUAGGAGCGUCGUAGAGAAUCAGAGUCACUUAAGAACGGAGACGCACGUGUCAAAUGUACGUGGUUAACCGAUGGACUUUUCUCGCAGAAGUUUCUCAGAAGAAAUCGAUACUUUGUUGUCAAUUUCCAUCUCUUUCUUUUUAUUAUAUUCUUCGGACUUGGAGUGUGGAUUUGACUGCAAGGGAAAUAUACUAAUUAAUGAUAAUAGAUUAUCUUUAAUAUUUUGUUUUUAGCUAUAUAAAAGAUAUAUAAUGGUUUAUGCAA
Vigna unguiculata (cowpea) is the source of this 1449-nucleotide messenger RNA. Its product is annotated as heat stress transcription factor B-2b-like. Gene Ontology annotation, biological process: regulation of transcription by RNA polymerase II. NCBI's taxonomy places the organism in Eukaryota, Viridiplantae, Streptophyta, Magnoliopsida, Fabales, Fabaceae. Gene Ontology annotation, cellular component: nucleus. Gene Ontology annotation, molecular function: RNA polymerase II cis-regulatory region sequence-specific DNA binding; DNA-binding transcription factor activity. The record is from RefSeq and is a predicted model, not a curated record.